Molecule: messenger RNA, 1743 nt
Organism: Punctularia strigosozonata HHB-11173 SS5
Lineage: Eukaryota; Fungi; Basidiomycota; Agaricomycetes; Corticiales; Punctulariaceae
Product: amidase hydantoinase/carbamoylase
Exons: 9
Coding region: 92-1513 (473 amino acids)
Molecular function (GO): hydrolase activity, acting on carbon-nitrogen (but not peptide) bonds, in linear amidines
Source: RefSeq, a predicted model, not a curated record
CGCAUUCGUCAUCUGAGCUCAGCCUUUCUCAUGGUAUCUUGGACGCCCUUCUCUCAGCGCUGCAUUUACGUGCUCCACCGAGCUCGCUAUCAUGCUACGAUCUCGCUCGGCCGCACUCGCCUACUCGGGUGCUCGCGCGGCUCCUCGGUCAUGGGCUUCCAGAGUAAUUGUUCGGGGUGACCUCGGUCGGCGGGCUCGCUUCCUCUCUGCGGCAGCCGGGAACGCGGUGUCGGUCAACGCGGACAGGCUGAAUCGCACGAUACACGAGACGUGUCGGUGGGGAGAGGCCCAUCGGUUUGGCCCGGAUCCGACGGAGACGGGGAUGUGCCGCCUCGCGCUGACCGACUCGGACGCGGAGGCGCGACGCUGGUUCGUGGACGAGAUGAAGGCGCAAGGGUGUAAGGUGUCGGUCGACCAGAUGGGCAACAUCUUCGCUGUGAGAAAAGGGAGGAAGGAGGGCGCGCCGACCGCGAUGGGCAGCCAUCUGGACACGCAGCCGAGUGGCGGCAGGUACGACGGCAUCCUCGGCAUUAUAUCUGGCGUUGAAGCCGUCCGCACCCUUAACGAACAUAACAUCGAGACUGAAUACCCCGUGGCCGUCGUGAACUGGACCAACGAGGAAGGCGCACGCUUCCCGCAGUCUGUCGUUUCGUCCUCCGUUUACGCCGGCUCGACCCCCCUCGCGGACGCGUGGGCGCUGGCCGACAUCGCGGACGCUUCAAAGACGAUGAAAUCCGAGCUCGAGCGAAUUGGGUUCCUGGGUUCCGUUCCCUGCUCGUUCGACGCGAACCCCAUCGCGGCCCACUUCGAGCUCCACAUCGAACAGGGCCCGAUCCUCGAAAAGGCCAAGGCCAAAGUCGGCGUCGUGACAGGCGGGCAAGGUUACAGGUGGUACGACGUCCAAGUCUCGGGCCGCGCCGCGCACUCGGGCUCGACGCCGUUCUACUCCCGGAGCGACGCGCUGCUCUGCGCCGCGCGGAUCAUCGCCAAGAGCAACGAGAUCGCGAAAGAGCACCGCGCGCUGGCGACCACCGGUAUACUCACCCUCGAGCCGGGCUCGACGAACGUGAUUCCCUCGUCCGUUCGGUUCACGCUCGACGUGCGCCAUCCGGACAUCAAACCUGACACGCUCGACGCCGUAGAGCGCGACCUGAUCGACGCCACGUUCGAGAUCGCGCUGAAAGAGAGCGAGCUCGGGUGCGACGUGAACUGGAAGCGGACGAGCGUCGCGAACGCGGUGCAGUUCCCGCCGGCGGGCGUGGAGUGCGUGAAGGAGGCGGGCGUCGCCGUGGUGGGCGAGAAGAAGGUCUUAGAGAUCGUGAGCGGCGCGGGACAUGAUAGCUGUGCGGUUUCCUAUCGAUGCCCGACCUCAAUGGUCUUCGUACCGAGCAAGGACGGGCUGUCGCAUAACCCGCGCGAAUACACAAGCCCAGAAGACUGCGCAAUCGGCGCACAGGUUCUCUUGAACGCGGUAUUAGCGUAUGAUAGGAGACGUGCCGCGGGCUUGGUUUGAGAGCAUCCAUCAUGAAGGCGAUAGAUGGCAAGCCAUUUGGCGAAACGCAUGUCACAUAUCAUUGCCAUAUAUCUCCACAACUACAAAAGAUGCGUCUGCAGCUCUGCUCAUUCUUCCCUUGGUUCAGUGCGUGUUUCUUCUGCGUGGAGUCGUUUCAGAAUCAGAUGGACAGGGAUGGAUGAUGAAACCUACCAAACUUAUUGCGUACGCUUGGCCUGUAACAUUCCGCC